Messenger RNA from Suillus plorans, 3120 nucleotides. RefSeq lists its product as uncharacterized. Gene Ontology annotation, molecular function: small GTPase binding; guanyl-nucleotide exchange factor activity. The coding region runs from base 1 to 3120 and encodes 1039 amino acids. The record is from RefSeq and is a predicted model, not a curated record. Gene Ontology annotation, biological process: vesicle-mediated transport. Lineage: Eukaryota; Fungi; Basidiomycota; Agaricomycetes; Boletales; Suillaceae. The transcript is spliced from 8 exons. Gene Ontology annotation, cellular component: endocytic vesicle; cytosol.
AUGACUACACGACGAGAGGCACACUUUCAUGCCGUCUCGAUAGGGCGCGUCCAGGGUGCAUCUAUUGCCAGGAUCAGCUCUCGUGAUAAUCUAGCCACACAUCCACUCCUCUCUUCCAGUCCAUCUACCCUUUCCCCGAGUCCUACACCGGAAGCUCAGUCUUCCUCAAUACCAAAGUAUGUGCCAUACACGCCUAGACAGAGGUUGCCUACAACCAGCACCACUGCCCAACCGCCAGUUUCAGUCUCUCCGCAGCACCAACUCACGGGCGGUGCGACUAGCAAGCUCCAGCUGAUGAACCUCAAGGCCGCAGCACAGGACAUUGGCCUUGAUGCUGCAUGCCUUGGGUGGGUAAUGUUAGAGAAACUAAGCCAAGAUGGAGAGACAGAAGAGUGGGCUGAAAUUUGGGGUGCCAUUACCAAGGGCAAGGCGUCUCUACUGCUCCCACUUGAGAAAUCCUCAGGACAGGAGAAGAUCACGCCUGAUUUCAUGUCAGAUCAUGUGCUCAUGUGCAAUCCUUUAUCCAAAGAAAAUACUCAAGUAGUUACACUUUCUGGCUUGCGCGGACACUUAUCUAGUGAAAAUUUGACGUUUCGCUCCUCACUCCCGCCCACAAAGUUACCCGACAUCACACUCUCAUCUCUUCCCCCACUCCCUUCAAUCCCAUCAGACUCUGGAUACCCCUCAUAUGCAGUCCCAGCACACAGCACCUCCAUCCCAAUUCAAGUUCGUCCACCAAAGCCACCCUUACCUCCGCGACCCACACCUGCUACCCAACCUUCGCGCCUCGCCAUGCCUUUCGCUUCUCUAUUUGGCGCCAAGCCCAUGACCACACCCCCAACAAUCGCUGCUCCCCUCCCACCCAUACAGACGCCAUCAAUACCUCCCCCAGAGGAUCAUCCCAUUCUCGUCAGUGCAUUCAGUAUUUCCCGUGCGGUAUAUCGACAUGAUGUGAUGCGAGAUGUUCUUGCUGCGCUUAAGUCCGAGCUCACAUCGACUCUUGAAACGGCUGGUAUCCCGGCAAUGAUCAUCGAGCGCGUACAAUCCUUUGCGUCCCCAUUGCUUCCGUUUGUGAGAGGUCCUGCUGGGAAGAAGAAACUUCACGAUAUUGGCGCAAGCCCAAGUAAACACGGAACAUGGGCCGUCAAUCUCGAUGCAGGGAAAGAUCGCUCCGAAGAAUUGGCUGAGAAAUUUCAAGAGUUCUAUCUGGAGUUGGAGGGAGAAGUACGAGCUGAAAUUGAGAAAGAGAAAGGCGAGGCACCGGAAGAAGAAAAAGAGUCCAGGGUUAAGGAGCUCGUUGAGGUGGUGGAGGGGGCUCUAUCUACCUUGUUUUAUGAUCGACUAUUCCUUCCAUCUCACUCUGAUGAUGCCUCGCAUGACGAAGCACUAUCAAGCCACAUCGCAGCUCUCAACGUUCUUGAUCUGGGGCUCGAGCAUCUUGAUGUCGAUGUUGGCAGCGCUGGGUCCGAGAUCGAUGUCGUAGUCCGAGCGUGUGGAGAGACGUUAUCUCAGCUAGACGUUUCCUGUAGAUCUCCCGGUGACAAGGCAGCUGUGCUGGUUGCAGUGCACAAGCUCAUAGUAGAUGGUCUUUCCCGCCUUCCUCCGAUUAAACUCAGCAAUGGCGAAAAACAGCAUGAGGAACACGAGCCGCUGCAGCGAAAAGCGAGUCCACCCCCAGGACCGAUCGAAGCUGUGGACGUCGCGCUCGUUACUUCUCCCGAUGCGCUUGUUGCUUCUCCUGAUGCGCUCGUUGCUUCUCCCGAUGCGCUAUUCUCACCUGAUCCACAAUUCGAUGGGGAUGCAGCUCAUGGCUCACCCGACAAGUUGUUUCUCUCGCCUAGUGUCUCAUCCCCACAGGCUUCAUAUUCGACUACAGUACUCUCAUCCAUCCCCGUCCCACCUCGCGCUUCCUCGCCCCGACUGACCGUCUCCCAUGUCCAAGAGCCGACGACAGUAUCAGGCGAUGUCCUGCUCCCACUCCUCAUAUUUGCUGUCGUCAAAUCAAACCCCGCACGCCUGGUCUCGCACCUUCUAUUCACGCAGCGUUAUCGUAAUGCUGCUUUCGCUGGUGGAGAGGAGCGGUACUGUUUGAUCAAUUUGAUGGCUGUUGUGGAAUUUCUGGAGAAUGUGGAUCUUGGUGCUGUGGGUGUUGGAGGUAUUGGUAUUGUUAGCACCGCGCACCUCACCCCAAUUCCAAUCGUGCGUACUACACUUCCACCAGAUGCGCCUGUAGACGCGCCUGGUGGCCUCCGCGGACGCGUAGAACAAGGCGUCGACGCCAUCGCAGGGUCUGCUAAUAAAGUCAUCUCCGGCGUCGUUGACAGCUCAUUCGGCGUACUCCGCUCAUUCUUACCAUCUGCCCCCACCUCAGCAUCUGCUCCGACUCCAGCAUCUGCCCUGACCUCCACAUUCACGUCUGCUCCCACCACAGAGACCAGUGACGCGCGGUGGAACAUGGGGCUGUUGAGGCGAGAGAGUGGGUUCUCGAUUGCAAGUUUGGUGCCAGGGAGGAAGGCAGAUGGGAAGGGGGAGGGGGAGGAUGGGCAGAGGGAGCUCGUGGCGGUAUCGUCGCGCCCGGGUUCCAUACACUCGAUUUAUGUGAAUGAAGAUGUGGGGGUGGAAGGGGCGGAGGACGAGAGUGAAGCGAGUGACGACGAGGACGAGGAAGACGGUGAGGAAGAUGAAGAUGAAGAUGAAAGUGAGGAAGAAGAACAUGCCCAUGAUGCAAAAAGCAUUCGAAGCUUCGAGAGCAUGAUGAGCGGGAAUAGCGUGAAAGCACGAAAAAAGAAGAGGAAGCUUGCUUCGCUCAGUAGGAAGAGCUUGACGGACCGGUUGGCGCAGGUACCAGGGCUUUCAAGGCUGUCAGGAACGGAUGUACACAAGACGGUAUCACCCCCAAUCACACGCUCCUCACUGUUGCUCCCCUCGCACCACAACCGCCUCGACUCACCAGCAUCAUCGCGUGCACCUUCUCCCAUUUCUAUACGGCUUCCUGCGCCUAGCAAGCGGUUUAUGGAGUGCGCGGAGGAUGAUUUGAGGGUAUCAGAGGUGGGGGAGUUGUUGAGAGAGUAUAGACGAUUAGUGGAGGGUGUGCGGGCUAUGGGUGCAUUUGAUGAGUGA